AUGAUGUGGUUGUAAGUCAAUGUUUCGAUUUAAUUAGAUGAUAUUUAUAGUCACCAGAUGAGAUCUCAAAAUAUCUUAAAUAAACGUAUUCUGAGCAUCAAAGAGUCAUAGACAAAUACUAAUAUUGAAAAGACUUUCUUCACUAAAAAAGACUUUGUUGAGCCAUUGAAAGUCUCAGCAAUAGGAUAAGAUAGCAAAGCAAAUAUAAAAAAGGAUAAAAAAGAGAAUGAAAGCAGUAGUAGUGAUGACAGCAGUGAAGAGAGUGAACCUGACGAGAUUAAUGGAAAGCCAAUUAUUGAUAGUAAUGGUGAAAAGCUCAUUAAUUUCAAAAGUCCUAAUCUUAUGAAUUCAAUGCUUCCCUAUGCUCAGAUUAAAUAGAAAGAAGAAGAAGAGAAAAAGUAAUUAUUAGGUAAGAGAUAGGCUGAAGAAGAACUCUAAACAUUAGAAAAUGGCCAAGGAAAAGUUAGCAAAAGACAAGCGAACAACUAAGGCUAUGCAUAAUUUAUGAAGGACUAAAAGCAAUAAUAAGUAUUGAGUGACCUUGCUGAAAAAUAUAUUCUACACUCUAAAUACACAUUUAAAGAUCUUGGAGGUAUCGACCCUGUAAUUAAAUAACUCAGAGAAAUGCUUGAAUGGCCCCUAAAAUAUAGAAACAUUUUCACUCAUUUAGGAGUAAAACCUCCAAGGGGUAUUCUCAUUUCUGGUCCUGCAGGUACUGGCAAAACUCAGUUAGCUCUUGCUAUUAGUGGUGAGUAUCCUGAUAUUCCAUUCUAUAAGUUAAAUGGCCCAGAAAUAGUUUCGAGGCUUAGUGGACAAUCAGAGGAAAACAUAAGAAAUAUAUUCGAAGCAGUAAAGAAGAAUUUACCAGCUAUUAUGUUCAUUGAUGAAUUAGACAGUAUUGCUGGAAAAAGGGAAGAUGCAGUUAAAGAUAUGGAAGUUAGAAUAGUUGCUUAGAUUGCAGCAUGCUUAGAUGAGAUUGAGAACUAAGGAAUUGACUUGAUUGUUAUUGGAGCAACCAGCAGGCCAGAAACGAUUGAUUAAGGUUUGAGAAGAGCUGGCAGAUUCGAAAAGGAAAUCUCUCUUGGUGUUCCUAAUGAAGAAUCGAGAAUGGAAAUUAUCAAAAUUUUGACAAAAAAUAUGAGACUAAAACCUGAAAUAGAUUAUUAAGAUAUUGUAAGACUUACACCUGGCUAUGUAGGAGCAGAUAUAUCAACUCUCUGUAAAGAAGCAUCAAUAUUAGCUGUUGAAAGAAUCAUUAAUACUGAGAAAGUGAAGCCAGCAGAUGAGGAAAUGGAUGAAGAUGAUAGUGAUGAGAAUUUAGACGACAUUUAUAUUUAAGUCGAAGAUUUCAAGAUUGCUUCUAAGAGAGUUUAGCCUAGUGCCUAAAGAGAGGGAUUUACAACAGUUCCAAAUACGACUUGGAAUGAUGUCGGUGCGCUUUUUAAAGUAAGGCAGGAAUUGCAAAUGACAAUUGUUGAGCCAAUUUUGAAUCCUUAAAAAUUCAAAAGAGUAGGUCUAUCAGCACCUGCUGGUGUUUUAUUAUAUGGCCCACCAGGUUGUGGUAAAACUUUAGUAGCCAAAGCUGUUUCUAAUGAAUCUAAAGCAAAUUUUAUCUCAAUCAAAGGUCCAGAGCUCUUAAAUAAAUAUGUUGGUGAAUCUGAAAAAGCUGUAAGACAACUUUUCAAAAGAGCAAGAGCAUCAGCACCAUGUGUAAUAUUCUUUGAUGAACUUGAUUCAUUAUGCCCAAAGAGAGGUUCUGAGAAUAAUACAUCGUCAGAGAGAGUCGUUAACUAACUCUUAACUGAGAUGGAUGGUUUAGAUGAAAGAAGAGAUGUUUUCGUCAUUGCUGCAACUAAUAGGCCAGAUAUUAUUGACCCAGCAAUGCUAAGACCAGGCCGUUUAGACAAGCUUCUCUAUGUUCCACUUCCAACAAAAGAGGAUAGACAUCAAAUUUUAUAAACUAUCACAAGAAGUUUACCGAUUCAGGAUGAUGUAGAAUUGACUUAGAUUGCUUAUAGCUAAGAGUGCUCAGGUUAUUCAGGAGCAGAUUUGAGUGCUUUAGUAAGAGAGGCAUAGUUAAAUGCUUUGAAGAAUAAUUUAGAUGAUCAAUUUUCAACAGAUCAGAUAUUUAUCACUUAGAGAGAUUUCAUCGUGGCAUUACAGAAAGUGUUCCCUAGUGUCUCCAGAGAGGAUGAGGUUGCCUAUUAGCAAUUAGAAAGAUCAUUAAAGAAGACUAGAGCUCACAUUACUCAUGAAUAGUAAUGA
This is a messenger RNA of Stylonychia lemnae, 2265 nucleotides long. The record is from the annotation of a GenBank genome assembly. NCBI's taxonomy places the organism in Eukaryota, Ciliophora, Spirotrichea, Sporadotrichida, Oxytrichidae.